UAGUUCUGGAAACUCUGGAGCUCAUAGGUGAGCAGAAGCGAGAGGAGAAACCCCGCACAGGCUUGCUGCCAGCAGUGCAAGGCUUCUCAGAACUGAAAGUUUGAGCGCUCCGGGGUGGAGCAGCUUGUAGAGCCUCAGACUUCAGUCCCCCAACUCUUAACUCCGGACUGGAGCCCCUCCCAUCCCGGGCGGUGCCCACCUGAAAUCUUAGCUUUUCCUUUGUUCUUACUAUUCUGAUCUUCUUCCCCCAACCCUUCCACCCCGGAAUCGUUAGGUUUUAUUUUUGUUGUUGUUUGUUUGUUUGUUUUUUGUUUUCCCUUCAACAAUUCUCUGGGUUGCUGGAUCUCUCUAAUCAAGCUCCUGGCCCCGCCUCACCGAACCCUCCCUCCCUGGUGUCACAGUUGUGAACCAGGAGGUACUCAGUCUCCUCUGCUAGGCGAAUUCGGCUUCACAGAUGUAAGUGAAGGAGAAGCCACUGCCCCGCCCUGCCUGUGGGCUGCCUCUCAGAAGGGGGCAACGUGUCUGUGAAAACAAGCCUUUGAAGAUGUCAUGCUUUACGAAGUCGGAGAUGGUGUAGAAUUACCAUUCGAAGCAGAAGCAGAAGCCUAAACAUGCAUCAUGAAGAAUUCAUCUUGAUACUGUGCGUUCUCGUUGUUAAAAGUGCCUCAAAAAGUUGCAUUCACCGAUCACAAAUUCACGUGAUAGAAGGAGAGCCUUUUUAUCUGAAGCCCUGUGACAAGGCUACACCCGAGCACAAGAAUGAAACAGCCACCAUAAGAUGGUUCAGAGGCAAUGCUUCACAUGAGUAUAGAGAACUGGACACCAGAAGCUCGCCCAGAAUCAUUUUUCGUGGUCAUGUUUUAGAAUUCUGGCCAGUUGAGCUGGAUGACGAGGGAACGUACUUUUCUCAAGUGGGCAAUGAUCGUCAAAAUUGGACUUUAAAUGUCACCAAAAGAAACAAGCACAGCUGCUUCUCUGAAAAACUUGUGACGAGCAAAGAUGUUGAAGUUAAGAAGUCUCUGCAUAUAGAAUGUGAAAAUCCUAGCUAUGGAGAGCUGAUCAACCACACGUCUCUGUAUAAGAACUGUAAGGAAAUAUCCAAAACCCCAAUGAUCCUGAAGGAUGCCGAGUUUGGAGAUGAGGGUUAUUACUCCUGUGUGUUUUCUGUCCAUCAUAACGGGAAACAGUACAACAUCACCAGGACUUUCAAUAUAACGGUUAUUGAAGGGAACAGUAAAAUAACUCCAGCUAUUUUUGGAUCAAAGUCUGAGAAGGUUGCUGUAGAACUGGGAAAAGAUGUGGAGCUGAACUGCAGUGCUUUACUGAAUACAAAUGAUCUGUUUUAUUGGAGCAUCAGGAAAGAGGACAACUCAGACCCUAACGUGCAAGAAGACAGGACCGAGACAGCGUGGACUUCUGAAGGCAAACUGUAUGCUUCAAAAAUACUGAGAAUUCAGAAAAUUACUGAAAAAUAUCUUAAUGUUUUAUAUAAUUGCACCGUGGCCAAUGAAGAAGCCACGGACACCAAAAGCUUCGUCUUGGUGAGAAAAGAAACACCAGAUAUCCCAGGCCAUGUCUUUACCAGAGGAAUAGCCGUGGUUGUUCUCACCUCUGUGGCAGCAGUGUGCAUGGUGAUUUUGUGCAUCAUUUAUAAAGUUGACUUGGUUCUGUUCUAUAGACGCAUAGCGGAAAGAGACGAGACGCUAACAGAUGGUAAAACAUAUGAUGCCUUUGUGUCUUACCUGAAAGAGUGUCAUCCUGAGCACGGAGAAGAGUACACUUUUGCUGUGGAGACAUUACCCAGGGUUCUGGAGAAGCAGUAUGGGUAUAAGUUAUGCAUAUUUGAAAGAGAUGUGGUGCCUGGCGGAGCUGUUGUUGAUGAGAUCCAUUCACUGAUAGAGAAAAGCCGGAGGCUAAUCAUCGUCCUCAGCGAGAGUUACCUGACUAAUGGAACCAGGCUUGAACUCGAGAGUGGACUCCACGAAGCACUGGUGGAGAGAAAGAUUAAAAUAAUCGUAAUUGAGUUUACUCCAGCCAGCAACGUCACCUUUCUUCCCCCGUCGCUGAAACUCCUGAAGUCCUACAGAGUUUUGAAAUGGAAGGCUGACAAGCCACUCUCUUCAAACUCACGGUUCUGGAAGAAUCUUCUUUAUCUGAUGCCUGCAAAAGCCUUCAAGCCAUGGAGAGAGGAAUCGGAGGCCCGGCCAGUUCUCUCAGCACCUUGAGCUCCAAUAAGCUCGAUGUUAAAAGGAAGUGAAACCCUGUUAGAGGUCAUGUGUGUGCCUACUCACAGUGGUGGCUUGUGGUUCAAAAGACUGAAUUUUGUGACUAUCCCUCCCACUCCCAGGUACAAGAUUUGUCAUUGGGUCAUCACAGAUGAAACAGAACCUUGAAUCCAGAACUCCCAGAAGACCUUGGGAUUCAUGAGAAAUCAGUUUGUUAUUCUUCCUUCCCCUAGAGCACUGGUUCUCAACCUGUGGGUUGUGUCCUCUUUGUCAAACCUCUGUCUCCAAAAAGAUUUAUGCUCUGAUUCAUAACAGUAGCCAAAUCACAGCUGAUGAAGUAGCAAUGACAAUAAUUUUAUGGUUGGGUGUCACAACAUGAAGAACUGUAUUAAAGGGUCAAAGCAUUAGGAAAGUUGACAACCACUGCCCUAGAGCUGUCUGCACACCGUCCCAUUCAGCAAAGAUGAAGGUAAACAGGCAUACUGAUUUAUGUCCCCAAAUAAGGCAUCUAUCUCUUCAGGAUUUUUCAACUAACAAUGGAUUCGAACUGGAGGAUUUUACAUGCUCAGAGGCAUUUUCUAUGAACCAGUCUUUGCUGCAUCUCAAGGGUACAUGGCUCUCUCCCAGGCUUGGGAGGUGCAAGAGGUGAGAGAAAGAGCUGGGUACAGAUGACAAAUGGAAUGAGAGAAAGCUCCAGGAACUUGGUUUCAGAAUGAGUUUAGUGUUGAAUGGUAGUUCUUAGAAACUCAGUCAGAUGUAAGGCAGAACUUGCUUAUUUCUUAAUUUUUUUCAUAAGACCUUUGAAAUGGAACCCUUGAUAUCAUUCGCGGCAGAUAGAAAUUUAAAUUCAGAGAACUCAGUGGGCCUUUCAACUUUAGUGGCUUAAAGCUUUGGUUGGCUUUAUGUAGAAGGUUAUCUGUAGGAUCGUAUAAGAUGCUAAGCUGUAACAAACAACCAACAACCGCUUGUUGUUUUUACAAGCCAUUUCAGAUGCCCUUGGCAUGCAGGCAGUUUCUGUGUGGUGGUUGACGGUGUGGUAGGUGCAGUCAAAUUUGAUGGACAAUCUUGGGUUUGCUGCUUCCAUUGUGAGCUCUGGAAUUUUAUUCAACUUCUCAUACUUCAGUUUACUCAUCUCUAAAAUUAGAGUUUAAAGUCAACACACCUACUUCACAAGGGGACUAAAGACUGCUCUGUAAAUGGGGCUCUUACUGUUGAUGGCAGUAAUUGCCCUCAUUGGUUGGCUCAGUGAUUCCACAGUAGAGCACAUGGGAGCUAGAGAGCAGGCAGGGAAACAGAUCUGCAAAUGGAUAGCAGCAAAUGGAAAGGACAGAGGAGAGACCUCACAGCAGAGGAAACACACAAACAUACACACACAAAUACACACAAACAUACAUACACAAACACACACGUAUGUACACAAACA
Molecule: messenger RNA, 3648 nt
Organism: Grammomys surdaster
Lineage: Eukaryota; Metazoa; Chordata; Mammalia; Rodentia; Muridae
Gene: Il18r1
Product: interleukin 18 receptor 1
Exons: 12
Coding region: 612-2225 (537 amino acids)
Biological process (GO): interleukin-18-mediated signaling pathway; positive regulation of type II interferon production
Molecular function (GO): interleukin-18 binding; interleukin-18 receptor activity
Source: RefSeq, a predicted model, not a curated record